UGAGACUCCCCAGUGGGUAAUUGAGAGAAACAGUUGAAGGUGCUGUGAAUUUUAGUGAAAUACCGAGGAAAACAUUCCAUCUGCAUCCGACCUUCGUCUAACCACAGCCUGAACUCUCCACUCACUCCAUAAAAAGAGAAUUAACGAACAAAUAGAUGAGUUGUGACGUCAUCAGAGCUUGAUUAUGCUGAUUUGGGUGUCAAAUUUCACUGGGAUGAGGUGGUGAAGGUAGAGGGUGGAGAAGUGAAUGAUUUUGCCGGUAUUUUGUGGGUGAAACGAGUGGGUGUCACUCGGUGGAGAUUUUUGGAUGGAUAAUUAGGUGGGAAUUGUGGAGAAAUCUUGAAAGUGCUGAGAUCCUGAACUGGCUGUCACCUCAUUGCACGUCGACGAUCUCGGUGCAAUGCCAUACCAUCGUAGUGGUCAUCCAGGUGCAGUAGCAGUCUCCUACAGUGCCAAUACAAUGGCACCACUGUCACCAAGUCGAAGAUACUCAAGUACAAACAGUACAACAACAACGUCUGGAAUUGGUAGUUCAACGACAACCACUAAAUUCAAUUCAUUUCGCUCGCCAAUGGGUACGUUGGAGCGGAGUUACACUACAACGACGACAUCGAGCUAUCGAUUGCCAACGAGGAGAAUCCAGUGUUCUCCAUCUAGAUCAGUCUCGUUGUACAGCGACACAAGUUCAGUCGUCUCACUGUCGGCGGCCAGUAUUCCAAAGUACUCAUCAGCUGGCAAUUCAUCAGCCUCAUCAACAGGAUCAUCAGCCUCUAGUACUCGUGAACGGGCAACAACACCAGCAUCGAGACUAACACCCGACGAAUUUUAUCAGAAAUACUCACCGUCAAGUUACGUACCAAAUAUUUCAAGUAAUCGAGAGACAACACCAGUUAAUGGCCACUGUAGAGUCUCGUAUACACCAUUGUUAGCUGAGCUUUACGGUGGUGAUGAGAGGGACUCGAUAAGCACUGACAGAUGGUCAAGUCAGGCUAAACGUCGUACACCAUUGGCCAGUGGAUUGCUUGGUCGUGAUGAUGUUGAUUAUUCCAAGGGACAUUACGAGGUAACAAAGACCCAAAAGUGUAAUGAACGUAGUGAUAUUAAUCAGUCGAUUAAUGAGAGUGAUAGUAAUGCUAAUAACAAUCAUGGUGAUUUUAAUGUUAACUGUAAUGAUGUGAAAUUUGAUGAUAACAAAAAGCAAGAGGUCUCGUCGACUUCUUUAUUAUCAGCAAGUGAUUCUGGAUGGUGUGGUGGUGAGGAGGCAGCAUCUGAUGGAAAAAAUCUAACAGCUACUAAUAAUCGAGCUUGGAAAGACAAGAGUGAUGGUGGUAAUGCUCUGGUGACUAACAAUAAUGCACAGGAGUGUUGUAAACGAUUGAACGAGGUGGAUACGAGGGAGGGACGGAAGGGCCAGUGGACAGCUAAUGGAAGUGAGGGACAUGGGGAGGGGGCCAAUGGGGUGCUGGAGGAGGUGGUGAAUUCUUAUGGGAGAAGUGGUGAGAACGGCUUCAGGGUGACUGGGAGACCGGCUGGGAGCCAUGGGGAGGAUUCCUCAAAACCGUCCACGUCGAGGAGGAAUAAUAUUUUUGGAUGGAAUGAUGGACUUGGGGAGGAGGUUGGAGGGGGCAGCGGUACCGGGAAGAGUGGGCCUGUUGGGGUGCAUCAGGCGGUUUAUCGGGGACUCGGAGAUUCUAUUGAGGAGAGCUCGACCAAGCCGGUCAGGAGUAGAGCCACUGGGAGGAGGGACGAGGGGUAUGGGCUCAAUGGGUUGAGGAAUAUUGGAAAUACAUGUUUCAUGAACAGCGUCAUCCAAUGCCUGAGCAACACUCGACCUCUCCUCGAGUAUCUACGAAACGACCAGUACUUAAGCGAUAUAAACAUAACGACAUCCAGUAUGAAAGGUGCCCUGAUAAAAUCCUUUGCCCAGGUAAUUUGUGAACUUUGGGAGGACAGUGGUGAGAGGGCUGUCAAUACAACAGCUCUCAAGAGCCAGAUACAGAGAUUUGCUCCAAGAUUCAUGGGGUAUGCGCAGCAAGAUGCUCAAGAGUUCCUCAGGUAUUUGUUGGAGGGACUUCACGAGGAUGUCAACAGAGUGACUGUCAAGCCAACGCCGAUAUUAACUGACAUAUCGGAUCAUUACUCGGACAGUCUCAAGGCAACUGAGAGCUGGAAACGUUACCUCCGUAGUGAGGACAGCACGAUUGUGGAUGUUUUCGUUGGACAAUUACGUUCCUCCUUGACUUGCACCACCUGCGAUCACGUAUCAGUGACACUUGACCCAUUCUGGGAUCUCAGUCUCCCAAUACCAGCGCGAACUGGUGUUGUCAAGCUCAAUCAGUGUCUGGAGCACUUCACCAAGGCCGAGGUGAUGGAUGGAGAUGAAAAACCGACGUGCUCCAAGUGUCAGAUGAGAAGAAAAUGCACCAAGAGUUUUGCUAUCCAGAAGUUCCCGAAGAUUCUUGUCAUUCAUUUGAAGAGAUUCUCACCCACCGAGAGAUUCCGUGCAAAACUAAGUGUCCUAGUUGAUUUUCCCCUGACAGGUUUGGAUCUCAGUGCCUUUGCUGCCCCAGAUGUACAGGGCUGCACCUAUAAUCUGUAUGGUGUUGCUAAUCACUCUGGUACACCUUACUCUGGCCACUAUACUGCCUAUUGCAAGCAUCCAUAUACCGGCGAGUGGCACGAGUACAACGACAGUCGUAUAUCACCAGUAUCAGUCAGUUCUGUUAUAUCUAGUGAAGCCUACGUACUGUUCUAUGAGCAACAGCAGCCCAAUUCACAUUUGUAACAAAACGCCAGACAUAGUUGCAUGUAAAAAGAAGGACGAGAGAGAAACAAAAAAGAGAAAAAGGAUAAAUUAACGAAUAAAAAAAUAACGAAGGAACCAGCAUUGCCUAGUGGAGUUGGGGGAGGGUGGGACUAAAUGGGGCACUUGAAUUUGAUUUAUAAUGUUCAUAAUUCGAGCUCUGAAUUUCUCUUGUCACGACAGGGAGCAGAUUUUUGUUGGAGGAAAAAUUUUAUUUUAUUGGAGAAUCGAAGGGCGUUGACUUUUGGAUUGAAAAAAAAAAAUUUCAAGUCGCCAUUUUAUCUUACUCACCCCUUUACCGACUCGACUGCGAGGCGAGUCAGUAGAUUUAAGGGAAAAGGAGCAGCUUGACAGCCAAUGGUCAUGUUUAAAUUGCACUCGUAAUUUAAUUCAUUAAAUUUCGUCACCAAAUCAUUCACGAAGAUUUAACCCUUGUAUUUAUCUUCUUUUGUAUUGUAUUAAUUUAAUAUUUAUGAAAUUCCAAUUUAAUAAUCUCGAAUUGUUGACUAUUUCACGUGAAAUAAUUAUCUCUCAUCGAGUGUGCAUUCAAUUUUAACGAUCAUUGUUUUUAUUAUUUAUUUGACUGAGUGACAUCAAUCGCCUUCACGUAUGUUUUCAAUUUUUUCUCUUGCUCACGAGGGAGCGAAACACAAAUGAAAUCGUCUCGUUGUUGGUUUGUUAUUUUCACAAAUCUCGGGCUGGGGCUGCGGAUGUCCGGUUAUACUGUUCUCGAGGAGAUUAAAAUACCAAAAUUUCUAGUGAUGGAUGCAAUUAAUCAACAGAGAUUUAAUAACCUGGUAACACAUACCUGUGGCUAUAUUUACUUUUGUAAAAUAUUUUUGUUUAAUCGAUUAAAGAGAACGAGUCAAGAGUUAUUUAUUUAAUUUAUUAUAUGUGGGAGGAUAAACAAAAUGAGAGAGUUAAGGUUACAAAGUAAAUUUACAUAAAUUCAGAUAUUAAUAUAUACGAUAUUUACGUCAAAAUGCAAAUAUAUAUUAUUAUACAUAAACGGAGAAUAAAAAUAAAAGUAACAGACAGACAUAA
This is a messenger RNA of Diachasmimorpha longicaudata, 3847 nucleotides long. RefSeq names its product ubiquitin carboxyl-terminal hydrolase 2-like. Gene Ontology annotation, biological process: protein deubiquitination. The coding region runs from base 401 to 2785 and encodes 794 amino acids. NCBI's taxonomy places the organism in Eukaryota, Metazoa, Arthropoda, Insecta, Hymenoptera, Braconidae. Gene Ontology annotation, molecular function: cysteine-type deubiquitinase activity. The record is from RefSeq and is a predicted model, not a curated record. Gene Ontology annotation, cellular component: cytoplasm. The transcript has 7 exons.